This is a messenger RNA of Trichogramma pretiosum, 1480 nucleotides long. It is a transcript of the gene PIG-U, whose product is annotated as phosphatidylinositol glycan anchor biosynthesis class U protein. The record is from RefSeq and is a predicted model, not a curated record. The coding region runs from base 72 to 1421 and encodes 449 amino acids. Gene Ontology annotation, biological process: protein localization to cell surface; attachment of GPI anchor to protein. The transcript is spliced from 4 exons. Lineage: Eukaryota; Metazoa; Arthropoda; Insecta; Hymenoptera; Trichogrammatidae. Gene Ontology annotation, cellular component: GPI-anchor transamidase complex; membrane.
AACAAUAAUACUAAAAAAGGAGAAUUUGGAAUUUUUUACACUUAAAAUUAAUUAUUUAUUUCAAAAUUUCAAUGAAAAGCAGUUCGAGUACGAAUUUCCUUCUCCAAGUUGCAAUGAACAAUCAAGUGGUUUAUUUUGCUCUCGCCGGUGUAUUGAGAUUGCUGCUAAUGAACUCAGACUAUCAGAGUGUUAUAGCAGAUAGAGUUGAGGUGUCAACAGCCUUGAAUUCUUGGAAACGAGUUACAGAAGGUGUACAUCUUUACAGCAUUGGUGUUGAUCCUUAUAGUGGAGAUUUGUUUCAUGAAACUCCUUUAGGCCUAAUAGUAUUUGGUUUUAUUCAAAAACAUUUUUCUAGAUAUGCAUUAUGGAUACUUUUCAUUAUGACUGAUCUAACAACUGCCUUGUUUUUGGGUAUUACUGCCAGUUAUUAUAUUAAAGAAUCAAUUGCUCGAGAUAAGGAAGAAAAAGCUUGUCGAAAUUCUAAAUCUCAAAAUAGCGAGGAAAAAAGUUCUUCAAUAACGAGUCCAAGCAGUUCUUCAAUUUUUUAUGUGUCUGCUGCUUAUUUAUUCAAUCCUUAUGUUGUUAUAAAUUGUAUUGGAUUAACAACUACUGUUUUCACAAACUUUCUCAUAUCAGUAACAUUGCUGUCCAUGAUCAAACGAUCUGUAUGGCUGUUUUGUUUUAAUAUUGCACUACUCACACUGCAAGGUCUAUAUCCUGUAUGCUUAAUUGUUCCUGCAGUAAUUUAUACCAUCAAAAAUUCCAAAGUAAAUGAGACACAUCAAGAAGUAGUAAAAAUAUUAGGCAUCUUCUUUACAUUCGUUAUAACCUUGUUUACGAUUUCAUACUAUAUUAUGGGAAGUUUUUCUUUUGUAAAAAGUACACUUGGUUUUAUUUUAUUUGUACCUGAUUUAAGACCCAAUAUUGGCCUUUACUGGUACUUUUUUACUGAAAUGUUUGAGCAUUUCCGUUCUCUAUUCAUUGCAUCUUUUCAAAUAAAUGUUGGCUUGUUAUUUAUAGUUCCCUUAGCUUUAAGACUGCGCAAAGAUCCUAUGCUAUUAGCUUUUUCAUAUUUAGCAAUUGAUGCUAUUUUCAAAUCCUAUCCAUGCAUCGGAGAUGUUGGGUUUUAUCUUAGUCUUCUACCAUUGUGGAGACACUUAUUCAGACAUAUGCAGCAAGGUUUUAUAGUUGGAUGCUUUAUAUUAUUUUGUACUGUAUUUGCACCAACUGUCUGGCAUCAGUGGAUAUAUUCUAGAUCAGCAAACGCAAAUUUCUACUUUGGGGUGACAUUGGCAUUUGCAAUAGCACAAAUUUUUUUGCUAACAGAUAUUUUAUUUGCAAAUGUAAAACGUGAAUUUGCUCUUCGACAUGGAGUACCUAAUCAAGUGAAUGGUAGUAAAGCAAAACUUUUACUUGAGUGAAAUUAUGUUAAUGAUAAUUAUUGGAAAUUUCUUCAAAGUAAAUAAAUUUUAUACUAAAA